AUGAAGAAAGCAAUUGCGAAUAUAUGGAGUUUUUUUUCAUGCGGCACAUCCACACCAGUUGUUGCGGCGGAGGGUGACAGGAAUGAGGCCGGCAAUCACAUAGCGACCCUCGGUGAGACAACGCCAAGGGAAUCCUACGGACCUUCUGUUCCUCUUUCCGCCGACACCGACAGGAGGAUCACGAGGCGCAGCUCUAGAAGCAGGGACAUCACAGCUAAUAAUAAUAAUGAUAAUGAUGACAGCAGCGAAACUGACAAUAGGGGCAUCCACUGGGAGGUAAGACAGUGCAAGGAUGUGUCGCCUUUCCUGGUGGACAUCACCAGAUUGCCACCGCCGUGUAAAGCCGAAAACGGUUCCAAGCCGCUAUUGUGCGGGCGUGCAGCCCACGUGCAGGAGGUGCCGCGCGGCGUGCGGCGGGGCCGCCGCAUGGCACUCGCGGGGUGCGAGAAGGACGUACUGCAGAUGAAGUCACAGUUCGACCCGCGCUACCCCGUAGACCGCGUCGUGACGGACUGCGAGCAGUUGGACAUGGUGGCGCCGACUGUUGCAACACCCACAACCGACAGUUUGCACCAUGGCAAGCCGAGGCGGCGUUGCAACACGCACCAGCGCGCAGCGUUACAGAUGUACGAGCUGUGGCAUCUACCGGACCGGCCAGACGUCGAUGCGGCGUUGGACGACCUUGAGUUGGGCUCGUGGAGUGCUAUCUCGCGAAACUGUGUCAGUGAGUUGUUCGACGACCUUGCGAAGGCAUCGUGGCCGGAGAAGUACCGCCACCACGUCGCCAACUACAUCCGGCGCAAAGGCGCACUCGAUAUGGUCGAGCUCGCAUGCAUCACCAAGGAGGAAGCAGCGCGUCUGUUCGCAACAAACUGGUGCGGCUUCCUCUUUCGUGAAACCGCUGUUGAGGCCGAAUUCCGCUCCUAUAUUUACGCGGCAGGGGGACAGAUGCUUCCGUUCAUGGCCGCCACCAUCGCUGCUCUGUACGCAAUGCUGCUGGCGUCAUCCCGCGAUGGGUUGGAGAGCUGGACCGGCAUAUUGCUCCUGUUCAUCUGUGUGUCGGAGUUCGUCCUUGCUGUCGUCAUGGAAGUGAUGUUUAUGGGGCGCAGAAGCAUGUUGAAGCACCCCAAAAGGGAGCAGGCCACACCAAAAGCGCGACGUCAGGGCUUGACAUCAAACGAUGUGCACGAGAUUGGCUGCUGCCUUUGCCUGUUUCUGGCGCUUCUGGGUGGCAUGACACAUUACGCCCUCGUCGGACCGUGUGACCAUUCGAACAUGGGCAGCGUCGCGACCGCUGUGUUUCCGAAGAAUGCCAUGUGCGUCGACACCAUUCCCGCUGUGUUCUUGAUGCCGGCUGUGAUAUUUGCCGCUGUUGUUCGCUGCCGCGCCAUUAUAAUUGUUCCGAUUCUCGCGCUGACACCGAUUUUCAUGUUCACCUUCAUCGGUGUCGUACAGCCAACCUAUGUGGACUACACAGAGGGAUUCUUUCGCCCCACGCUUGUCACGCUCAUUACGGUGUUCUGCAUCAUUCUGGUGCUUGUGGUGGAGGGUCGACUCCGUUGCGUCUUCCGUGACGCCGUCGUUCUGCGCACCGACGCCUUACGCGUGGCCCGCAUCCGUCAUGGCGUCGAGCGUACGAUGGAGUUCAUGCUGCCCAGAACUGCCUUGAUGCGUGUACCGCGGCGCAUCCCGUCCUUUGACUCCACGCCUGCUGGGACGCUUGGUGUUGUUGAGAUCUACGACUUCGCCGUGUGGAGCAACACACAGCUGCCGAAUCAUCUGGUGGACUCCAUGAUAGCGCUCUACGCUGCCUUCGAUGACGCUGUGCGUAUGUGUAAUGUGGAGAAAACUGGAGUAGUCGGCGAUCGUUAUAUGUUCUCCGCGGGCCUGCAAUCGAAUUGGGAUCCCCAUGAAGCCUGUGUUGCGGUCGUGAAGGCGGCGUUGCUGAUGCUGGGCUCGGCGCAAAGACUCAACGAGUUGCUAGACUGCGGCACGCCGCUUCAGUUGAAGGUGUGCGUCCACCACGGCGCCAUGGUGGGCGCGAUGUUGGGCGACCAGCAGAACUUCACAUACACCGUCCUUGGUGAAUGCCCGCGCGUUCUCGUGGACGUUCUUCACCAAGCCCCAUCUGACACCGUGGUGUGCACGGAAGCUGCUAAGCGUCUGUACAAGAAUGCGUUUGAUGAUAUCCGCUGGGGCGAAGUAAAGGCUGACAGCAAACGUGUCAUGUGCCACUGCGUCAGUGGAGUCUCAGCAUAUCCGUCACGUCGUGCCAGUUCCACGGUUUCAGCUUUUUGUGCCGGUGCUGAUACCGGCGACAGAAACGAUAUACAGGAUGACCAUAUGAUGGCAACGAAUGGAGAGUUGCCCUACAACGAGAUAGUAGAUGACGGUGGUGUUCAAGGUGAUAGGUGGUGCUACGUGAAGGACAAUGGACCGCCAUCAUCGAGGCACUAUAAUUCGGUGCGUUACCACGCAUUCGUGAGCAGCAGACUGAAGGACGGUGCGCAGCAGACAUAUAUUGAAAAUGCGCUUGAGUUUUUCACGCAGAGAUGGGGACAGGCUGAGACGGCGCACAAGACAUUGAUUUCAGCUCUGUGUCGUCGUUGGUGGCAACCUGAUACCGAAGUAAUGCACCCUUCUAUGCCAAUGGAUGCGGCUGUGGUUAUGAUAGCCAAGGAUGAAGGGAACGUGAACCCGCUGACGACGUGGCAAAUGCAAAGGCAUGUGGAUGGGGUAGAAGAGGCUGUUACGCCAAAUUCGACAGAGCUGCCCGUGUCAUCACGCUUGGUGCCUGUGGGGGAGCAAAAUGCAUUCACCACCUUCCUACCCCCGUCAGAAGAGUGCAGAGAGACACAGAGCCCGUUGAAAAUAUACAAGAACGGUAAGGGUGCUGACGGCAAUCCUGGAGAGGGUGAGCCUAUGAUGGGCUCACACAAUAACAUUUCUUCCUCUACCACGAAGGAGAAUAGGGAGAGGGUCUCUGAUGAAGGUGCGGAGAAUUCGCUAUUUAGCCAUGGGCUCCACCGCAACAUGCUGUCUCAUUUACGGGGGACCAAGGAGCGAGCAAUAUGGCAGCAGGAGUAUGAAAAUCGUACCAUCGAAAAGGCCUUCAACAACUUUACACACCGUUACGAAGUGGGGACUACUUUCUUUGGUCAUCUGUUUCUGAGCGUGUUCUUCGCCUUCAUCUUUCUGUCCACUAUGCUUAUGAGCGUUCCAGUGUACUAUGUGAGCGCCGAUGUUCACUUGUUGGGGUCGGGUGUAUCGGUAGACUGGCGACGCAGGGAGUUCCAUCUGGUUGGCUUUUUAUUGGGUUUUGCUGGCGUCUUCUGCGGUCUCAUUCGGAUGGUUGUGUUCCUUUUCCUGCACGCUGUACCAAGUUACCUCUCGUUCCUCGUCUUGCUUGUGGAACUUGUCGUGAUGUUCCUUUUCUUCCUCUUCGCAGCAUUCAGCUGCGCGAACAACGACUUGCAAUAUAUAUUCCUUAUCCUUCUGCUGGUGCUUCGACUGCUGUUUAGGGGGUGGAAACGGAAUGCGUUCUUUGUUCUGAUCUCCGGUCUUUUGGUGGUAUUUGGUUCCUGCCACCUGUACAGCUCUGUCGCGCACACUAAAACAUUCUUCUUGAUGUGGUCUGCACUUGGUGUUGGGUUUAUUGUGACAGUGUUUCGUCGUGGAAUGCAUAUGCGGGCGUUGUUUGAGCUGGCAGUCUUCAGCAAGGCGCUGCACCGUGCCGCUGAGGACGAGGUCUCGCUUCAGCAGCGACAGCUCUGCGGUCUGUUUCCGCGUCACGUGGUGGAGGUGGCGGUAGCAAUGUGUCUGAGGCUGGUGCCGCCCGACAUGGUGUACGCUCAGCGCUACUCGGAGCUCUGUGUGUGCCGUAUAAAAGCAUGCGGGGCACUGGAGUUGUCGUACAGUAUGAACGAUGUUUCUGCUGCCCUUGACUUUGUUGAGGGGAUUGGCUUCUCGCUGGAGGGUAUCCUCAACCGCUGCAACGCGCGUCAUGGCAGUGCGAUAAAAAGGAAGCUGUGCGCACGUAUGGCGAAGGAGGGCGUCUGCGACGAGAAGCAGCAGAGGUACAUCCAUGAAAAUUUUGCGCUUGAUCGCCUUGUCGGGAAGAUGUACAUGACGGAGGCAACGUGGCUGCUAGCGGGUCCCCUAGACGACGGAAGCAACUAUCCGACGUACAUGCAGGAGAUGGUACUGCAGGAAGCGGCCCUCUGCAUUGUGAGCGUGCUGCAGGAAGUAUGGCAGUGCGACUUGGCAAAAGAAGCGCUGUCAACGCGUGAAAACAGCCCUGCUGUGAGUGACCAGAAUCGCCACCAACAUCAACAGCAAGAACAGCACCUUGCGGGUAAAGAAAGACGGGUCGAGAAGGUUGAGGCACACGGUCCCAUGAAGAAAAAUGGUAUUUGCAUUACGGGAGUGGCGUGCGUGGGAAGCGCGUAUGGGGUGCUGCUUGGUUCGUAUCGGGUCUCCUUUGUGCUUUACGGCUGUGCCGCCCGCGACAGUGGGACAUUGAUGAAGGCCGCGCCGCGUGGCUUCAUUGGCGUCAACGAAGACUUCAAAAACGUUGCAGAGCGUGGAAGACAACCGGCGGAGGAGCCUGCGAGUGCCGCUGCCGCUGGCGCUGAGCCAGCGAUGGGUCCAGCGUGGGUGGGAAUGGGGCGUGUGUGGCGCGUGCGGGGGUCCGGCUCGCAGGUGGUCUUCCCCCUGCUCGCAACGCCGCGGCGGCAGCAGCAGCAAAGGGCGGCGUGGUGCGAGUUGAAGCCGCGAAUUGUUGCAAUGCGAAAGGAGAGGGAAGGUGAUUAA
Trypanosoma grayi is the source of this 4812-nucleotide messenger RNA. RefSeq names its product sensory box protein. The coding region runs from base 1 to 4812 and encodes 1603 amino acids. Gene Ontology annotation, molecular function: adenylate cyclase activity. The transcript has a single exon. Gene Ontology annotation, biological process: adenylate cyclase-activating G protein-coupled receptor signaling pathway; cyclic nucleotide biosynthetic process; intracellular signal transduction. The record is from RefSeq and is a predicted model, not a curated record. Lineage: Eukaryota; Euglenozoa; Kinetoplastea; Trypanosomatida; Trypanosomatidae.